Salvia miltiorrhiza (redroot sage) is the source of this 748-nucleotide messenger RNA. Its product is annotated as histone H2A-like. Gene Ontology annotation, cellular component: nucleosome. The coding region runs from base 87 to 551 and encodes 154 amino acids. NCBI's taxonomy places the organism in Eukaryota, Viridiplantae, Streptophyta, Magnoliopsida, Lamiales, Lamiaceae. The record is from RefSeq and is a predicted model, not a curated record. Gene Ontology annotation, molecular function: DNA binding; structural constituent of chromatin; protein heterodimerization activity. The transcript has a single exon.
UUAUUAUGACACGCACCUCUUCUCACUCUACAUUCACUCUCACAUUUUCUUCUUCGAUUUUAUCGAUUACUUAGCAGCUCGAAGAAAUGGAAGCUGGCGGUAAAUUGAAGAAGGGAGCCGGUGGCCGCAAGGGCGGCGGUCCCAAGAAGAAGGCGGUCUCCCGAUCCGUCAAAGCCGGCCUCCAGUUCCCCGUUGGCAGGAUCGGUCGUUAUCUCAAAAAGGGCCGCUACUCCCAGCGGGUCGGUUCCGGCGCUCCGGUUUACAUGGCUGCCGUGCUCGAGUACCUCGCUGCUGAGGUUUUGGAGUUGGCAGGGAACGCCGCGAGGGACAACAAGAAGAAUAGGAUAAUUCCGAGGCAUGUGCUACUGGCGGUGAGGAACGACGAGGAGCUGGGGAAGUUGCUCGCCGGAGUUACGAUUGCGCACGGCGGAGUGCUGCCGAACAUCAACCCGGUGCUCCUGCCGAAGAAGUCGGAGAAGGCUGGGGCCGCCGAGAAGUCACCUAAAUCGCCGUCCAAGGGCGGCAAGUCUCCGAAGAAGGCUGCUGCUUAGUUUGCUUUGAUAUGACCCUUUUUUUGGGGGGGGUUUUGUUCUAGAUGUUGAUUUGCUGUGGUCUUGGUUUGUAGGAUUGAAUGUUCAUAGGUAAUUGUAGUUCUAUCCUUUUAGAUAUUUGCCAUGGCUUAACAUUAUGUGGAAACAUUGUUCAAUCUUCUGUUUCUAAAAAAAAAAUUUAUAUAUAUAAAAAAAAA